AGAUCACUGAUAUGAGAUAGUUAUCUGUAAUCUGUGUGUGAAAUUCACACUUGCAUAAACUGGCUUAUAUUAAUUUGUUAAUUUUUGUUGACUGUUUACUCAUGAUUUAAUGAAAGUGAUCCAGCAUCCUGAAUAUAUCUUGGUUUUGUUUAUAUGCAUCUUCAUUUCAUGAAAACAAAGUUAGCAUGAAUUCACAUUCAGCUGAAGAUCCAGACAUAUGGAAUCAACUAGAGCUGUCCAAUCAUCUCUCUUAUGAAGAGAUUUCAACAUACACCAUACCAAUAACGUUUUGUGCUCUUCCAGCGUAUAUCGAUAAAAUAUGGAUGACGGUAAAAAACGACGCACUGGAGUACUCAGAUUCUACAUGUAAAAUUGUCUUGAAAAAGGUUAUGUUAAUUUUAGCAGAGGCAAAAGUUUGCUUUGCUCAAAAAACUGUUCCUUCAGAAAGACAUUUAAAUGAGCUUCGGCAAAAAUAUCUAUACUCGAACGAAGAAUUUAUCCAGUUGAAUUCUCUUCUAGUUGAAGACUUACCUUACCCUCUUGCCGCUUAUCUAGAGUGCAUUGGCGUUGCCAAAGAAGGAAAUAAAACCUUGAUUCCAGUGUUAGCUGAGUCUCAAGAUAUGUAUCAAUCGAGAUUAAUUUCUUACGGUCCACGUUAUAUGUUUUCUUCGUGGCAAGAAAUCUAUAAAGAAUCGACAAAUAUUCUCAAAUGUUUUCCACGCAUUAAUUACGAUACAAACAAAAAGUUGAAAAAGUCCUUCCAUUCGUUUUGGUUUGUUGAUGAUAAAAUUUUUCUGUCUGAUAGAGAUAAGAAGAUAUUUCGAAGUAUUGUAUCAAAUUUUACUGGUUUGAAAACUCAAAUGAACCUUCUUAAUGGACGUGGAAACCUUGCUCAGAUUAUACAAACUCCAAAAUGGACCAUCAAUACCCCAAUUGUAUUUUAUUCAAUGAUUAAAUGUUCUGACUUUUAUAUGAAGUUGGGGGCAGCCUUUGGUUUCACUUACACACAUAGCCACGAAGUCCAACUGUCACGAUACCAUUGUAAUGAUCAAACUGCCUACAUGAUUGCUAAAGUUAAACCAUCAAAUGUUAUAGAUUGUAUUUUGAAUCACACAUUUUUAUUUUGAUAAUAGUUGACAAACUGUAUGUCGAAAUUUUUUUGUAAUUUGUUUAAAAUGCAAGAUCAUGUGAAUAAUUAAAGGCAUAUUUCCAAA
Messenger RNA from Harmonia axyridis, 1214 nucleotides. RefSeq lists its product as uncharacterized. The transcript is spliced from 2 exons. Bases 186 to 1127 code for a protein of 313 amino acids. The record is from RefSeq and is a predicted model, not a curated record. NCBI's taxonomy places the organism in Eukaryota, Metazoa, Arthropoda, Insecta, Coleoptera, Coccinellidae.